Ramularia collo-cygni is the source of this 573-nucleotide messenger RNA. Its product is annotated as probable ubiquitin conjugating enzyme. NCBI's taxonomy places the organism in Eukaryota, Fungi, Ascomycota, Dothideomycetes, Mycosphaerellales, Mycosphaerellaceae. Gene Ontology annotation, cellular component: endoplasmic reticulum; cytosol. The transcript is spliced from 2 exons. The record is from RefSeq and is a predicted model, not a curated record. Bases 1 to 573 code for a protein of 190 amino acids.
AUGGCGUCCCCCUCGGGAGCAGGAGCAGGAUCCAGCUCGCAAUCGACCAGCAACAGCAACAGCAACAGCAGCGCAGCCAUCAUCCUCACCCGACAAUUCAAACAAAUGCAAACCGACAAGGACAUUCCCGGAAUCAGCUGUGGAUUAGUGGGGAAUAGUGUAUUUGAAUGGGAAGUCAUGUUGAUGCUCAGUGACGAGCAGGAUAGUCUUUAUGGAGGAGGAAUCUUCAAAGCCCGCCUGAAAUUCCCCCCUCAAUACCCCCACCAACCUCCCAAACUGAAAUUCGAAACUCCCCUCUUCCACCCCAACGUCUACGAAAGCGGAGAAGUAUGCAUUUCCAUCUUACACCCUCCGGAAGAUGAUCAGUAUGGUUAUGAGAGUGCCAGUGAGAGAUGGAGUCCCGUGCAGACUCCCGAGACGAUUUUGUUGAGUGUUAUUAGUAUGUUGGGCAGUCCGAAUGAUGAGAGUCCUGCGAAUGUUGAGGCGGGGAAGAUGUGGAGGGAGGAUCGGAAGGAGUUUAAACGGAGGGUUAGGAGGUGUGUUAGGGAUAGUCAGGAGUGUGCUUGGGAGUGA